AUGGCGACAGAGAAUAUCGGAGCGCUUUACGCCGGCCGUCUGAUUAUCGGGUUCGCAAACGGUUACUUCAUGACUUUCUCGCAGCUCUAUCUACAGGAGAGUAGUACGGCAGAGCUUCGUGGUAUCUUCCUCACAGGCUUCAACUUUUUCGUCUCCUUCGGAACAUUGAUAGGCACGAUUGUCGACUGGGCGACUGCGAAGCGACCAGACAAGUCAGCGUACCUAAUUCCACUGGGACUCAUCUACGUGUUCCCUCUCAUCAUCAUCUGCACGAUAUGGUUCAUACCCGAAAGCCCCCGAUGGCUCAUCCUCCAAGGCCGUUUCGAAGAAGGUGUAAAAGCACUAGAAUGGCUACGCCCCGCCCGCCAUGAUUCCCGCGCAGAAGCCACCGCCAUCCUCACCGCAAUCGAAAAGGAAAAGGAAUCCAGCUCCGGCAUAGGCUGGCUCGACAUGUUCAGCAACCCCGUCGAUCGACGCCGUACUUUCCUCGCCGUUUUCGCUGUCCUACUGCAAGCAGCAUCAGGUUCCAUGUUCAUCAUCGCAUACAAAGCAUACUUCCUCUCCAUGGCCAAAGUAACCGACCCCUUCGCCAUGUCCAACGUCCUCUCCUCCAUCAGCAUAAUCGCCUUCAUCGCAAACUCCUUCAUAGUAGUCCGCUACGGCAACCGCCGCGUCCUGCUAAUGACCGGCCUCCUCGUCUGCGGCAUCCUCCAACUCAUCAUCGCAACCGUAUACCACCAAGCCCCCAACGCAAAGUCUACCGGAAAAGUCACCGUCGGCCUAACCGCCAUCUACAUGUUCUCUUACAACGGCAUGAUAUCCACCUACGCCUGGCUCUCCGGCGGCGAACUCCCCACGCAGAGACUGCGUUCCCAUACGUUUGGGCUGGCGGCCAGUGCGGGGUUUGUGGGCGCGUGGCUGACGACGUUUACGGCGCCGUAUUUUAUUAAUCCGCAGAGUAUGAAUUGGGGACCGCGGUAUGGGUUCAUCUGGGCGCCGAGUUGUGCCGUGGCGGCGACGUGGGUUUUCUUCUUUUUGCCAGAGGUGAAGAAUAGGACGUUGGAGGAGAUUGAUGAGAUGUUUGAGGCUGGGUUGUCGGCGAGGCAGUUUGGGAGUUACAAGUGUGUGGGGGCGGCGAGGGGGGAUGAUGAGAGGAAGGUGGCGAGGAGUAGUGUGGAGAAGGAGAAGGAGGUUACGGUGCUGGCGAGUGAGAAGGUGGCUGCUGAGACGAGUGUGUCGAGGGAUUAG
Messenger RNA from Alternaria conjuncta, 1248 nucleotides. RefSeq lists its product as uncharacterized. Bases 1 to 1248 code for a protein of 415 amino acids. Gene Ontology annotation, biological process: carbohydrate transport; transmembrane transport. Gene Ontology annotation, molecular function: carbohydrate:proton symporter activity. Gene Ontology annotation, cellular component: membrane. The transcript has 2 exons. The record is from RefSeq and is a predicted model, not a curated record. NCBI's taxonomy places the organism in Eukaryota, Fungi, Ascomycota, Dothideomycetes, Pleosporales, Pleosporaceae.